This is a messenger RNA of Aureobasidium melanogenum CBS 110374, 969 nucleotides long. Its product is annotated as Ribokinase-like protein. Gene Ontology annotation, molecular function: ribokinase activity. The record is from RefSeq and is a predicted model, not a curated record. Gene Ontology annotation, biological process: D-ribose metabolic process. Bases 1 to 969 code for a protein of 322 amino acids. The transcript has 3 exons. Lineage: Eukaryota; Fungi; Ascomycota; Dothideomycetes; Dothideales; Saccotheciaceae.
AUGCCGGGCUCAAUCGCUGUGAUCGGUUCGUUGAACAUUGAUUUCAUUACCCGCACUCCUCGCGUGCCGGCAGGAGGUGAGACACUUGAAGCCAGUUCUUCGGAUACUGGCUUUGGCGGAAAGGGUGCAAACCAAGCGGUAGCAUGUGCCAGACUAUCUCGCAACAGUGAUGGUUCAACUCCUGCCGAUAGCACACCCAUCAAGGUCAGCAUGGUCGGCUUUGUCGGUGAAGACUCGUUCGGUUCAGAUUUCAUUUCUGCUAUGAAGGAUACCUUCAUUGAUACCACUCAUAUUCAAAAAGUUGCCGGUCAGAAGACUGGAAUUGCCAAUAUCAUUGUUGAGGAGAAGACUGGCGAAAAUCGAAUUCUCUUCUGCCCGAACGCCAACUUCUCUGGAGCUGGAGAAGUGAAGGACUUGGUGCCUGAAGAUGCAGACGUCGUGGUUUUCCAACUGGAGAUGCCUCUUGCUCAAGUCGUGCACAAUAUCAAGCUUGCUCACUCCAAGGGCAAAUAUGUCAUCAUGAAUCCAGCACCCGCACAAAAGUUGCCCGAGGAUUUGUAUCAGUACAUCGACUGCCUGAUCAUGAACGAGAGCGAAGCGGACAUCCUCCGGGAAGCCAAAGAAGAGCUGAAGGACGAAGAUCUGCCAGAAAUCUGCGAGGCCUUCUUUAAACGUGGUGUUCCCGACAUGGUCGUCAUUACUCUUGGAGCCAAGGGCGUUUAUCACUCAACCAAGUCUCGAGGUUCGGGACACACACCUGGUCGCAAGGCGAAGGUUGUCGACACCACCGCCGCUGGUGACACCUUUGUUGGGGGUCUCGCUGUUGAGAUUGCAAAGAAUGGAGGCAAGACUCCUGAAGCUCCCCAGAAGAUAAUAGAAUUCGCCAACUCCGCUGCAGCACGUACUGUGGAGAAACCUGGAGCCAUGGCUGCUAUUCCCUGGUUCAACGAGUUACAAUCAACCAUUUAG